Eutrema salsugineum is the source of this 1320-nucleotide messenger RNA. Its product is annotated as protein argonaute 18. NCBI's taxonomy places the organism in Eukaryota, Viridiplantae, Streptophyta, Magnoliopsida, Brassicales, Brassicaceae. The coding region runs from base 150 to 1145 and encodes 331 amino acids. Gene Ontology annotation, molecular function: RNA binding. The record is from RefSeq and is a predicted model, not a curated record. The transcript has 9 exons.
UUAUAUAUGAGAGGCGCCUGCAACAAACCGCUCUAAGAAGAAACCGUAUCAAAACAGUGCUCUCGUCCAAAUUCUGGGCAAAAACAGCCAUUCUCGCUUAUCCAAAUCUUCUAAGGUUUCGGAGGAUCUAACCAGAACAGUCGCUCAAGAUGGACAAGUAUAAGCGAGUGGAGAAGGCGAAGGAGGGGACGCCGAUUGCUGAGAACGAGAUUCGUAUCACCAGUAUGGGUAGGCCGCGAAACUACAUCACCUAUGCAAUGACUCUUCUUCAGGAGAAAGGGUCGAAUGAAGUUAUUUUCAAGGCAAUGGGGAGAGCUAUUAACAAGAGUGUGACCAUCGUGGAGCUGAUUAAGAGAAGGAUUCCUGGUCUUCACCAGAUCACAUCUAUUGGAUCCACGGACAUAACAGACACAUGGGAACCUGAAGAAGAAGGCCUUCUUCCAAUCGAGACAACAAGGCAUGUGUCAAUGAUAACUAUAACACUCUCGAAGGAAGAGCUGAACACAUCCUCAGUUGGGUACCAGUGUCCGAUUCCUAUUGAGAUGGUGAAGCCAUUAGCUGAGAUUGAUCACGAAGGACGAGAGGGAUCACCUAGAGGCAGAGGAAGAAGAGGCAGGGGAAGGGGAGGAAGGGGAAGAGGUGGCAGAGGAGAUGGACAUGUGAACGUUCAGUAUGAUGACGGAGGUAUGGAGCCUGAGCGGCCAUCUGGCAGAGGAAGAAGAGGGCGAGGAAGAGGAGGUGCACGUGGUGGUGAUGGAAGAGGAGGUUACAAUGGUCCUCCACCUUACUAUGAAGCCCAACACGAUGGAGGAGAAUACGGAUACAAUGGUCCUCCUCCACAUAAUCAUGAGUAUGAUGAUGGAGGUAUGGAGCGUGAGCGGCCAUAUGGUAGAGGAAGAGGGCGCGGGAGAGGAGGUGCACGUGGUGGUCGUGGAAGAGGAGGUUACAAUGGUCCUCCACCUUACUAUGAAGCCCAACAAGAUGGAGGAGAGUAUGGAUACAAUGGUCCUCCUCCACAAGAUCAUGGAUAUGAUGCUCCUCCUCAGGGCCGUGGACGUGGCCGUGGAAGGGGAGGCCGUGGAAGAGGAGGCGGCCGUGGUGGAUACAACAGAUCAAAUGGACCACAGAUUCAGGCAGCUGGUUAAGUGACCGGGGUCGUUGAACGGACUUUGUUCUUUUCCUUAAUUCUUCAUUCUCUAUGUUUUUCUCUCUCCAUCGGAAACAUGAUGUUGCCGUAGCAUUAUUUUUUCUAUCUUUCAUGUUUGCCUUUAGGUUAUAAAUAUGUUCAUUUAUUCUAUGGAUUUUUACCUUGAGAUUUCU